AUGAAAUCUUUUGAUAUUCCUACAGAAAAAUCAUCUGAAUCAGAUAGUUUCAAACUCAAGAACUCUGUUUCUACAAUUCGAUCAAAGCCUAAUAGUUCUGUCAUUUUUAAUGAAGGAACAACCGAUUGUUAUUGUAAGUCGGAGUCGUCUGGAAAGAACUACAACUUCUGUUAUGUGGAUCCACAAAACUCUUCUUCAAUCGGAAAAAAGUUUGAUUGCGUUUAUGUGAACACACUGGAAAGGCUGAAAGUUCUAAACUAUCCUGAGCCUUUUUCCUUUGUUUCGGAAUUAAUCGAAAUUGAAGAAGACGUAGUUUUCGUCUCAACUACAUCGGAUGAUCACUACUAUCAUAGUUCUAAGUCUUAUGAAAGUGUCCGCAACUAUUAUCCAACUCAUAAAUAUAUUCUAUAUGGUCUCCACUUGUCACCGGGAUACGUGGCACAACUCCCCAAUGAUACUAACUUUGAAUUUCGCCAAUUCAAUACAUCUGAAUAUCCCGAAUAUGUGAAUCAUUGGAUGGAAUAUCGCUUCAAACCACUCAUUAUGGCUGAAGUUUUGAAAGAAUUCCCGAAUGUUUGGUGGAUUGAUGCACAUAUAAAAAUGAAGCAACCAAACGUUAUCGAGAGAUUUUUUGAAGAAAUCGCGACUAAUCGUUCAACAGAAGACUUUUCUUCUAUCACUUCUUUUCUGAAUACUGGUCAUAGUAAUUUUGCAACAUUAUUUCCAGAUUUAUUGGAAUACUUUCCGUCGAACUCACUUCCGUUGCUAAAAAAGUCAGCUCAAGUGGCUGCUGGAAUUAUCCAUAUUCCAAGAACAGAAAAGACACUUCAAAUUUUCAAAUGGUACGUACUUUGUGCUCUUGAUGAGAAAUGCAUGAACCCUCCCGGAGCUCAAGUAUUUUGUAAAUUUGGACCGAAUCAAUGGGACUACUUUGCCAAGUGUUUUCGAUUUGAUCACAGGGGUGAAGAUAAUGCAGUAUCUUCUGUUCUGACGUCUACUUUAUUUGACAGAAAACAAGGAAAAUUAGAUUGUAAUUGUAAAUCAAAACAAUCUGGAAAGAGCCACGACUUCUGUUAUGUGGAUCCACAAAACUCGACUUCAAUCGGAAAAAAAUUCGAAUGUGCAAGUCUGAGUAUUCUAGAAGGCUUAGAACUCGUAGAGAAUAACGGGCCAUUUGUCGAUGUAUCCACUCUGCUUCAUUACAAUCCAGAAGUGGUUUUUGUCUCGGCAGCUUCUGAUAAUCAUAUCACCCAGGCAAUUGAAUCAAUUUCAUCUUUCUACAAGCACAAUCCAGAUGGAAAGUAUAUUUUGUACAGUCUCGGUCUUGGAAAAUAUCAAAUCAAAAAGAUAAAAAGAAAUUUCAAAAAUCUCGAAGUUCGCAUAUUCAAUACAACCGGUUAUCCAGGAUAUGUGAAACAUUGGAUGGAGUAUCGUUUUAAAGUUUUGAUUUUGGCAGAAGUAAUGAAGGAAUUUUCAAAUAUUUGGUGGUUAGAUGCAAAUAUUCGAGUGGAGAAAGGGAAUAUGACACAGCUAUUGUUCCAAGAAAUCGGUGAACUUGUGGAGAGAAAAGGAGCUAAAGAUGUGAGUGAUUUCUUUUCAAUACUUUGGUGGGUUCUAUGUGCUCUCGACGAAACAUGUAUGGCUCCACCUGGCGCCCAGGUUAACUGUCAUUUCUCUGAAGACAGGAACAACGUGUUUGCACACUGCUUCAGAUUCGAUCAAUCAGUAUUGAACCUUCUGCUACUUAAUUAUUAUCAGGAUCAUAAUAAUUAUCUUUCCAAGCUUGGUUUUCUCUUUUCACGAACUUGA
Molecule: messenger RNA, 1809 nt
Organism: Caenorhabditis remanei
Lineage: Eukaryota; Metazoa; Nematoda; Chromadorea; Rhabditida; Rhabditidae
Exons: 8
Coding region: 1-1809 (602 amino acids)
Source: RefSeq, a predicted model, not a curated record